UCAAAAGACCAAAAGUGAAAAAAACUGCUGUGCUUGCAUGAGCUGGUUGAGUCUGCCAACUGCACUUUUGCUGAAAUCUUGUGUUUUCUUUGGUCUUCUUGCUUGAAGUAUUAGUUUCUCUUUCUCAUUUUCUCAAACGUAACAUUGUUCAACAUGGUCAACGUCGGAAUUAACGGAUUUGGCCGCAUUGGUCGCCUGGUGCUGCGCGCUGCCCUGGCCAACCCCAAAGUGACUGUCGUAGCCGUCAAUGAUCCUUUCAUCGACUUGGACUACAUGGUGUACAUGUUCAAGUAUGACUCCACUCAUGGUCGAUUCGAAGGGGAUGUCUCUGCCGAGGAUGGAAAGCUGGUUGUUAAUGGACAGGCCAUCACCGUCUUUGCUCUGCGUGACCCCAAGGAGAUUGGCUGGUCCGCAGCUGGUGCAGAGUACGUUGUUGAGUCCACUGGCGUGUUCACCACCAUCGACAAGGCAUCUGCUCACUUGAACGGUGGAGCCAAGAAGGUCAUCAUCUCCGCUCCCUCUGCUGACGCACCCAUGUUCGUUAUGGGAGUCAACCAUAAGGAGUACAGCACCGACAUGAACAUUGUCAGUAAUGCUUCCUGCACCACCAACUGCUUGGCUCCUCUUGCCCACGUCAUCAACAACUCUUUUGGCAUUGAGGAGGGUCUUAUGACCACUGUACAUGCCACCACAGCUACACAGAAGACUGUUGAUGGUCCCUCUGGCAAGAAAUGGCGUGAUGGACGUGGUGCUGGCCAGAACAUCAUCCCAGCCUCCACUGGCGCUGCCAAGGCUGUAGGCAAGGUUAUCCCCGCACUCAAUGGCAAACUGACUGGCAUGGCUUUCCGUGUGCCAACCCCCGAUGUGUCAGUUGUGGACUUGACUGUGCGCCUGCAGAAGCCUUGCUCAUAUGAUGACAUCAAGAAGACCAUGAAGGAUGCUGCUGCUGGUGACUUGAAGGGAGUCCUGGACUACACUGAAGACCAGGUUGUGUCCACUGACUUUGUGCAUGAUGCCCAUAGCUGCAUCUUUGAUGCUUCUGCUGGUAUUCAGCUGAACGAGACCUUCGUCAAGCUUGUUGCCUGGUAUGACAACGAGUGGGGCUACAGCAACCGUGUUGUCGACCUGAUGGCCUACAUGGCAACCUGCUAAAUGACGGCAGUCCUCGGAUAGAGAUGGCUCUUCAGCUGGCACUGAAUGGCGGCUGUGUUCUACAGAUGUAAGCUGCUGCUGUGUAUUCUGCACCACUGUGGUGAUAUUCCCCGUAUCAAGCUAGUAACAGCUGAUCACCUCAACAUUUGAAUGUGAUUGUAGUUGCUAUCUCUUUCUUAUUUUUCCAAGCCUUCAAUACAACUUUCAGCCCUUAUUUCAGUGCUGUUUAUCCCCUUGUAGGUAGGCAUUUUCACUGUGUUGGUAACCAAGUCCUUUAUUGUUUUAGCAAUUUUAUUCCUUUCUAGCAAUAGCAUGUGUGUGUGAGUUA
Molecule: messenger RNA, 1480 nt
Organism: Sycon ciliatum
Lineage: Eukaryota; Metazoa; Porifera; Calcarea; Leucosolenida; Sycettidae
Product: glyceraldehyde-3-phosphate dehydrogenase-like
Exons: 13
Coding region: 154-1152 (332 amino acids)
Biological process (GO): glucose metabolic process; glycolytic process
Cellular component (GO): cytosol
Molecular function (GO): NADP binding; glyceraldehyde-3-phosphate dehydrogenase (NAD+) (phosphorylating) activity; NAD binding
Source: RefSeq, a predicted model, not a curated record